UAUAUACAUAGAACCAAAGAUUCUUAUCUAACCUCUCUGAAGGGAAAAAUUGGAUUUUUAGGGCUGUAUCACGAUGGUGUGCGACAAGUGCCAGAAGAAGCUCUCAAAGGUGAUCGUUCCCGAUAAGUGGAAGGAGGGUGCCAGCAAUACCACCGAAGGCGGUGGUCGCAAGAUCAAUGAGAACAAGCUCCUCUCCAAGAAGCAGAGAUGGACGCCUUAUGGAAAUACUAAAUGCAUAAUUUGCAAGCAGCAAGUCCACCAAGAUGCCAAAUACUGCCAUACGUGUGCAUACUCAAAAGGGGUCUGUGCCAUGUGUGGGAAGCAGGUUAUUGACACGAAGUUCUACAAGCAAAGCAAUGUAUGAUAUAAAUGGCGGCAGUCAAUAUGCUUCACAUUCUCAGAAUUGCUUUGAUCUGUGAAUUGGAAGUUUGCUGCAGAUGUAAAACAAAAUCACUCACCUUUACUGGUGAACUCCUUCUGUGUCAACAUUGGUUAUUUUAAAAAACAGGCAUGCUUUUGACUUUUUUAAUGUGAUUGUUACCAGGGGGAACAAUAUUACUAAUUCGUCCUAAUCACUUGCAAUGUAAAUGAGGACUAUUCACUGUUUUUAGUAAUAACCGUAUGCCAAUUUCUACUGAAGA
Molecule: messenger RNA, 641 nt
Organism: Dioscorea cayenensis subsp. rotundata (Guinea yam)
Lineage: Eukaryota; Viridiplantae; Streptophyta; Magnoliopsida; Dioscoreales; Dioscoreaceae
Product: cysteine-rich PDZ-binding protein-like
Exons: 4
Coding region: 74-364 (96 amino acids)
Biological process (GO): cytoplasmic microtubule organization
Molecular function (GO): microtubule binding
Source: RefSeq, a predicted model, not a curated record